CUUUGCGGUUGCCUGCGCUCCAGAUACAUCUGGAAAGAUCCUUGGCAGAAGUACAUUAAAAUCCUUACAUGGCUCGAUCUCGGCCCUGAGACGUUUCUCGCCAUGGAACUCUCGUCUCCCGGAAAGUUCGUGAACGUCAGAGCUUUUCGAGGAAGUGCAGCCGAGAGGAGUCUCCACGAGAUCCAAAAGCUUCGGCAUAGAAGCUUCAUUUCAGCGCUCGAGGCCUUCUCGACCAGGGAAGGUGUCUACGUUGUUUUUGAAGCAAUGCAGCUGAACUUGCUGCAUAUUAUCUCGUGUACCCGGUACCCUAGUCCCCACGAAGGCGCGGCGAUCAUUGGACAAAUCACGGACGGUUUGGUCUACCUAGAAGGUGAAGGGCUAGAACAUCCUAGACUGGACUGGGAGUUCAUUCUACUCAAUCAACAUGGCGAGGUCAAGAUAGCUUGUUGCGAGGUGUGCCAGCCUGUGCGGCCUGGUCGGAAGCACUGGGCGGCAGCCCGAAUCAAUACGAUCACACAAGGCUUGGUUAAUAAGGACGAAGACACAGAGGGCGUUCAUAACAAGGAAUGGCUUCCCAAUGCAGAUGCCGUAUCAUUUGUCGCCACGACGACAUCGGCACAAUCUGCAUCCGAGUUACAGCAGGUACUAAGUCUCACACCCCACUUCCAUGCAGCAGUACUGACAGCUGGUCUAGCACGCCUUUCUGAAGAACUUCGGACGGAAGGAUGCAUCGUGGGAUUGUGGCUGUUUGCUGGUCUUGAUCACGAUUAG
Microdochium trichocladiopsis is the source of this 771-nucleotide messenger RNA. RefSeq lists its product as uncharacterized. The record is from RefSeq and is a predicted model, not a curated record. NCBI's taxonomy places the organism in Eukaryota, Fungi, Ascomycota, Sordariomycetes, Xylariales, Microdochiaceae. The transcript is spliced from 4 exons. The annotation marks the transcript as partial.